AAAAAAUCCAUGUAACAAUUUGUACCUGACUAUUUAUCUAGAUUAUAACAUUUUUGAUAACUACCGAUACUCCGUCUAGUUUUGUUAUAGAUUAUACCAAUCUUUUAACAAAACAUGAAAUAUUUUGCUAUAAAAUAUGACAAAGUGUACAUAAAUUUAUAAAAUAAUCUUUACUGUUGACGAUAUAUGAAAAUAAACUUAUAAUAAACUAGUAAUAAAGACUAAAUGUUUAAGAAUAUGCUUAUUCAUUACUUUUUUAUAGAUGGAAAUAAAAGAGUUCUGUUUAAAUGUGUAAAACAAUCUAUAUUAUCACUACCUGCAAUGGCAAAUCUAGCUACGAAGACUAAAACGCAUUAUGAGACGUUGGGAUUGCAACCAACUGCAACUUAUAAUGAAAUAAAGUCUGCAUAUUAUGAAUUGACGUUAAAAUAUCAUCCUGACAAGAAUAAAAGUGAAUCUGCAAAAGAAAUGUUUCAUGAAAUUUCAAAUGCAUAUGAUGUACUUAGUAAAUAUGAAACACGCAAACAAUAUGAUAGAACUCAACUAAUUAAUCAGGAUUUGCAGACUUUGAACAAUAAAAAAUAUGAGAGGUUUAAACCAAAAAACAUCCAACUAUAUAAAAGUCAACCUAGGAAUAUUUUUAAUUUUGAUGAGUGGAUACAGCAACAUUAUAGUCGUACAUUUCAAAAGAAUAUAUCAGCAAAAAAAAGACAAGAGGAAUAUAUGAAAAUUCUGGAGGCUGCAAACAAAAGUCCAGAUCUACUUGUUAUAAUAAUUCUAAUAAUAUUGAUAACAUUAAUAAUCUUCAUUCAUGAACGCAUAAAUAAUAGGAAAUAUGAGGAAUUUAGAGCUGAACAGAAGCGUAGAAAUAAAUAACAAUUGUAUGUUUAAAAUUAGUCUUCAUUUAUAUAAAGAACACAAUAUAAGAAGAAAAUUAUGAUGAAAAAUAUGUCUAUGUGGAACAUAA
Molecule: messenger RNA, 967 nt
Organism: Bombus pyrosoma
Lineage: Eukaryota; Metazoa; Arthropoda; Insecta; Hymenoptera; Apidae
Product: dnaJ homolog subfamily C member 30, mitochondrial-like
Exons: 2
Coding region: 226-876 (216 amino acids)
Source: RefSeq, a predicted model, not a curated record